Messenger RNA from Papilio machaon (common yellow swallowtail), 1555 nucleotides. It is a transcript of the gene Rlb1, whose product is annotated as serum response factor-binding protein 1. Gene Ontology annotation, cellular component: 90S preribosome; nucleus. Bases 188 to 1534 code for a protein of 448 amino acids. The transcript has 4 exons. The record is from RefSeq and is a predicted model, not a curated record. Gene Ontology annotation, biological process: maturation of SSU-rRNA. NCBI's taxonomy places the organism in Eukaryota, Metazoa, Arthropoda, Insecta, Lepidoptera, Papilionidae.
UAAGUUUAAUUCUUUAAAACUCCUUUAAACCUAAUUUAUCAAUAAAAAGCUAUUAUACGUAUGUCAGUUUUCCUUGGGAAAAGAUGAUUAUUUGUAUAAAAUUUUAUUGAUUAUCCACCACCAAACGUUGUACGUUCGGAUAUAACUUUACCUUACUACUAUUUAUUUUACACGAUUUUGAACAAUAAUGGAAGUUGGUGCAGUUAAACAGGCCUUCAAUAAUGAGAUAAUCCAAAUGAAAAGAAAUUUAAACCAAGCGAAAAUACAAAUAAUACACAAGCUUACACGUAAAGCAAAAACAUUAACAGAAAAGAAAGCACCUGAAGCUUUAAAAGAAAAGCUAAAGAAGAAAGCCGAAUCUGCUGUUAAAGAAGUUUUGAUUAUUAAGAAAUUAAAAGCAAAAGAUAUUGCUAAAUUCAUAGUCACUUAUGACGGAGAGCUUACAAAGUAUUUAAAUAAACCAGAAGUAGAUCAUAAUAAGGCAUGUGCUAGAUUAUUACUGCACAAAAGUUUGCAGCAAAAGCAUAAAUAUAUAAGAGAAACAUUUGGUAAUACCUCAAUAAAUGAUCUAUUCAUGUCAAGGUUAGAAAGAAGAAAGAUGAAGAAAGAAGCUAGAGAAAAGCAGAAAAAUAAGAAGAAAGAAAAAGAAGCAAAGAAAUUAGUGAAUAUUGAAGGCGAUUGGGAUGUAGAAGAAAUAGUAAAUAAAGGUACUGAUGCUUUUAAAGCAAACAUACACAGUAAUGAACCAGCUAUGGAUGAAGGGCAAAGUGACAAAGGACAAGAAAGUGACAAUGGACAAGACAGUGAUGAUGAUCCAAAUAUUGAAACACCUGGCAGUUAUGACGGACGGACAUCAGAUAGUGGUGAUGAAGCAUUAGCUAGUGAUUCUGAACAAGUAGAUAAUGUUAUAAAUAACUCUCAAGUAGCUAAAGACUCGGAGAAUUCUGACUCAGAAGUUAAAGAAAGUAAAGUUAAUAAAAAUAAGAAAAAAGAUAUUUCAAAAUUACAUGAUAAUAAACUUGUAGAAAAACGUAAAAUUUUGUCCAAAGAAGCAAAUAAAAAGAAAAAAGAUAUUAAUAAGAAUAAAAAUUUCAAUGAAAAAAUAUUAAAAAGGAAGUUCAAUAAGGUUAUUGAUGAAAAACCAGCAGACAAAAUAAAAAUGGCCGAUCCUUUCUUUAUAACAACAACAGGAGAAAGUUACAUGUCAGUUGUUGAACCGAGACAACCAGAUGAAGUGAAAGAAGUACAUAAACAAGGGAAUAGAAAAUAUAGGAGAGCUGUUAUGUUUGGAAAUGUACCAAUUCCUCGGAGAAAUGAUUUUAAACAAGAUAAUAGGAAAUUUAAAGAUCUAUCUAACACAAAUGAUCGCUUUAGUAAUAAUAGUUUUAAGAAUAAUAAGAAAUUUAGUUAUGAUGAUAGACAGGAAAUUGAAAAAGUUGAAAAAUUACAUCCUUCAUGGGAGGCAAAGAAAAGAAAAUCAGGUAUUUUACCUUUUGAAGGUAAAAAAAUUGUUUUUGACGAUGGAGAAUUAUGAUGAUGCUAAUAAAAUUAUUUU